Paramecium pentaurelia is the source of this 835-nucleotide messenger RNA. The record is from the annotation of a GenBank genome assembly. Lineage: Eukaryota; Ciliophora; Oligohymenophorea; Peniculida; Parameciidae.
AAUGGAUUCACCAAAGGAAUAAUAAAAUAAUGAGCAUGUGACCUAAUAAGCUUAAACUCAUCUUAUCUAAUUAGAUGUAGAAGAAUAAAUUACUGCUCCUAUUAAAAGACCAGCACCAAAAACUUUUGGGGAUCUAACAAUCAUAUUUAUUUUUGAAACUAUUGGAACAGGAUUAUUUGCAUAUGGAAUAGUGGCAUCAAAUGGAUCAGAUGUUUUGAUUUCAGCUUAUUUAUAUGCUGCCAUAUUUUUGACUUGUAAAUUCACAGGAGGACAUGUUAAUCCAGCAGUGUCUUUCAGUUUUUACUGUGAUGAUACAAUUAGUUCAUGGACAUUAAGAAUAUAUUGGACUGCAUAAUUAUUAGGAGCUGUAGGAGGUGCUUGGAUAGCUUAUCUAAUUUUAGGUGUAGUAACAUCUCCAAGCAUAAAGAGUACAAAUAUAGAAUGGAUGUUAGCAGAUUUAUGUGGAGAAGUAUGAUUAAUUUUUAAUAAUCUUAAAAGGCUUUAGGGACAUUUAUGUUUGUUCUAUUUAUUCAUAUAUAAGUUCAUGAAUAGACAAGAUAAACGAAUAAUGACAUUGCAGGAAUAGCUUGGAUUGCCUUGGCCCUCUUUUUCUCUAGAUAAUUGUCUUCCCAUACUGGAGGUAAAUUGUGAAUACAAUUGUAAGGUUGUCUUAAUCCAGCUAUGGGGGUUGGAUUAGAAUUAUUUGAAGCAUUUUGGUUGAAUGAUACAACAAAGCUAGCUAACUUUUGGGUAUUUUUGUUUGCUCCUUUAUUUGGGGCAUAUAUGGCAUCGACCUUUUACAACUCGAUUUAUAUAUCCUUAAUAAAGAAAUGAG